AUUUUUGGCACGGAUAGUAUUCACUUAGUGAAUGGUUUCUGUCGUUUAUUCAUAAUCUGAUGUCGAUUGUAAUCUUGGAGUUUAAAUGUUAAAUUCUCAACAGCUUAAGAGACCCACGUAUAGCCCGAGAGCGGGCUCACGUUGGAGCAAAAGUGCGCGCGGCGUAGCCUGCUCGUAGGCUAACCUAUGUACCGUACAACUGGCUGACGAGUAAGUUUUACAGACCAGUCCGAAAGAUUAUCGAUUGGUACCGAACUUCACUUGAUUCUUGACAGCGAAUUAGUCUAAAACAGGUGCCCCCGCAGGUGGCAAUGGAACGAAAACGUCUUGUUUUCCUUCUACGGGUGUAUCUACUGCGCUAUAAACCUGUUUUUCAAGGGCGUAUGAAACUCUUCCCUGGUAGCACUUAUAAACGUGUGGUUAUCGUUCCGCCUGAACGAACCCGUGUUACACACUCGCCGAAGUACCAAAGACAGCGACCAGGAAAGAAAUUUUUUAAAAUGCGAAAUCCUCUAAAGAAUUUCUGGGUAAUUCCGUGGUACGUAUUGUAAAGAGUCGUUUAUUUCGUUUGGAUAUGGCAUCUGUGGAGGUCGAAAAACUAUCAGAGCAUCUUCUCAAGUGCCCAAUUUGCCUGGAAACCUACACGACGCCUAAGGUUCUUCCUUGCCUGCACACGUUUUGCCAACAUUGUUUACAAGGACUAAUCAACAGUGGAGAAAACACCAUUAUAUGUCCUACGUGUCGAUGCGAGGUUUCCGUGCCCAAAGAUGGCGUCGGUGCACUAUCGACCAACUUCUUCAUCAACAACAUGCUGGACUUUCUUUCGGUUGCGAAGAGUAACUCGAACCCAGUUGUUUGCACAAACUGCGAGGAACAAAACAGGGCGACAUCCAGAUGUAUCGAAUGCAUGGAGUUCCUGUGUUCGCAGUGCGUGGCAGCACAUCGCAGGACUCGAAUGACUAAAGAACAUGAAGUUAUUGCCUUAGGUGACUUGCAAGCGCAAAAAGAAGUCCAGGAGAAGCUUCACAGGCCUCUGUUGUGCGCCGUCCACGAGCGCGAUGUGUUGAAGUACUUCUGCGAAACCUGUGAUGAGCCUGUUUGCCGCGAGUGCCUGAUUAUCGAUCAUCGAGAGCAUCAUUAUGGUUACUUGAAAGAUGUGGAUAAGAGACAUCGCUCCGAGGUUGGAGUCCUCGUCAUGAACACGAAAAAAAGAAUCGGUCCAUUAAAACAGGCCAUCGAAAAAGUAGCCGAAACUAAACAGAAGCUCGAUUGUAAACUGGAGGAAGUUCGGCAGCAAGUGAUGCAAAACUGCAAGCGAUGCAGAGAAGUCGUUUCAGAAAGAGAAGAAGAAAUUCUGACACAAGUAAACAACAUUUACCGUAUGAAAUCCAAAACUCUGGAAAUCCAACUCGAUGAGCUAGAGAUGAUGCUGGGGAAUCUAAACAGCAGUAUUGAUUUUACCGAAAGUCUCCUCAGGCACGGCAACGAGGCUGAAGUCAUGCUUGUAAAAAAGCAAAUGACUCAACGUUUGCAAGAUUUGAACAACACGAAGCUAGAGCACUUGCCAUUAGAGGAUGAUCUCAUCGACUACACAUUCUCUGCUGACGAGUUUAGAAAGGCUAUUGAGCAUAUCGGUGAGGUGAAGGUUUAUCAUGCUUAUCCGCCAUAUUGUUUUGCCACUGGUGUCGGAAUUCAUCGAGCCAAAUCUGGAUUGGAAGCAGUGUUUCUUGUUACUACUAAAGACAGAAUGAACGAGAUCUACAGCGGCAAAGGCGAACCAAUCAGCGUGGAGAUUGCCCCACCCGAGGGAGAUCCCGUACCAACGUACGUAAUUGACAACGAAGAUGGCACCUUUACGGUAUCCUACCAACCAAUAGUCCGAGGAGCGCACCAGAUUAAAAUCACCAUGAGAAACAUCAAUAUCAACGGCAGUCCCUUCACUGUUAACGUGACUGGAAGAAUGGACUUUGCUAAGGUUGGGAAAGUCCUGGCAUGCUUUGGCUGCGAGGGGUCUGGAGGAGGUGAAUUCAACAUGCCAUGGGGCGUCGCCAUCGAUGAUGAAAACAAUCACCUGAUUGUAACAGAUUGUAACAACCACCGAGUGCAGGUCUUUGACUUUGAGGGAACCUUCAUGUUCAAGUUCGGCUCAGAGGGCACGGAGAAGGGUCAGUUUAAAAACCCGAAAGGCGUCGCCCGCGCUCGUAACGGCCAUAUAAUGGUCGCAGAUUGCAACAAUCAUCGAGUUCAAGUAUUCAACGAAGACGGUCGAUUCAUCAGGAAAUUCGGCGUGUAUGGGGUUGAGCGACCAGGCCUGUUGAACCAUCCGUGCGGCGUGGUUUCCACUGCUGGGGAACUGGUGAUAGUGACGGAACAGGAUAAUCAUCGAGUGCAGUUAUUCAACAUGAACGGGGAGCCAGUGCGACAUUUUGGAACCCAGGGCUUUUCUAAGGGGCAGUUUAUAUACCCGCAUCACGUGUGUGUGAACCAGCGGGGGAGGAUCAUUGUCGCUGACUGCGUGAAUGAUAGGGUGCAGGUGUUUGACAUGGAAGGAAAAUACUUAUCCGACUUUGGAAAGGAAGGAUCACAAAACGGCCUGUUUGACGGUCCCGAGGGCGUGGCCUGUGAUGAUGAAGACAACAUCUUAGUGUGCGAUUACCACAACCACAGAAUUCAAGUGUUUGAUACUAAUGGCGAAUUUGUGAGUGCGUUUGGUACGUUUGGCGAAGAUGAAGGCUGCUUUAAAAAUCCUUGUGGUAUCGCUGUAACUAAGGAGGGCAACAUUGUUGUUGUCGAUAGCGGGAACAACAGAAUACAAGUCUUCUAGAAACACUGAACUGAUUAUGAGAGGCGUGCCUGGCCCCUGAGGCGAGAACUGGACUUGAUAUAAAGUGUCAGGUCUAUGGUUAGCUUCAGCAACUUCAACAAUAUAUUCAGCAACGUUGUAAAGUGGUCAAAUUAUUGAAGAAAGGUAGAUUAGAUUGUAUCCUAGUUACUGAGAUUUAAGAGAUGCAGAUAUACAAGCGAACGAUAAUGAACUCUCCGAGUCAGCGAUAAAACAUAUGAAGCGUGAACUGUUAAAUUCCAUACUGAAGAAUAAAGUGUCGACUUUCAGGCUAAUCUCCGAACAUCUCAAUACCAAUAGGAAAAAAAACUCACGUGUACGGGCCUGUACAGCACGAAAGCAAGUGCUUGUGCGAUUUUUCGUGGUUGGAUGGCUCGUUCAAAUUAUUUCCCGUUCUUUUAUGACAAGGCAAAAUCCUACCAGCGUAUUUUCCAUAAUUUGUCGGAACUUCCAUCCUUGUAAAUUGGAGUUUUGUAAAAAAUAAUAUGUUAUCGAAAAAUGUAGGUUAAUUUGACUGUAAAUUAUAAUGUUGUUAGUAUCACCACAUUUAUCAUAACAGAAAAUCUACAUUUUUUAAUACAUGUUAACUUUCGGGAAAAUUAGUAUUUACAUCAUUAACCCCUAAUUGAUUAGUUUCUAUUGGCGCCCGACAGUUUAACCCAUUGACUUUUGGCUCUUAAUUAAAAUAUCGUGUAAGGUUCUAGCUCUGAGCUAAACAAACUGACAUGAACUGAUAAAUGAAUGCCAUCGCCAGCACCUAAUGACCAGACUUUUGUUCCUGCUCUCUAUUCCUCAACGGCAGAGUGGCGGCGAAAACGUUAGGCCUGAUGGUACUAUACUAUACUAUUUCUACAGGAGAGAAAACAGUUCCUGUGACCGAGUUAUACAUAGAGCAUUGAUUAAUACUACCAGCUCUAAAACAUGCUGUCCCUUAAAACCAAUCGCGACCUCCUUUGCGCGAAUUAGACCGUGACGUAUAUUUUCUCUUCAAAUUCUGAUUGGUGCGGGGGAUAAAUUGCAUCUAACGUCAGUUACCAGAAAGGACUUGUAUCCUAUCACGAAAUGAAGACUACAGUACACUAACACUCCAAUACACUGUGCACUCUGUUCAUUUGGUGCGUACAUGAUGUAGUACUGCAAAUUGCCAUUUUUCUCGAUUCCAUGAAACCACGGGGAAAUUUUGAUACAACGGUCAACUGAAUUGAUUACUGGGCACCAUUUGUUUAAUAUUUACAUUUGGUUAUACACCCUUUUAGGGCUAAAUG
Molecule: messenger RNA, 4107 nt
Organism: Orbicella faveolata
Lineage: Eukaryota; Metazoa; Cnidaria; Anthozoa; Scleractinia; Merulinidae
Product: E3 ubiquitin-protein ligase TRIM45-like
Molecular function (GO): zinc ion binding; protein binding
Source: RefSeq, a predicted model, not a curated record